AUGCGGUGGUCUUUACUUUUCACUUUAGUUCUGUUCUUCCUCUGCGGGGUGUCAUUGGCAGCCCCAGCGGUAGGAUUGGGAGAACGAGAUGUUGAUGCCGCCGCUAUUCUCGACAAAAGAGAAAACCAAGAUACAACAAUGACCGCAACAAGUAAUGAUGCGAUGCCGACAACUACGACCGCGACAGGGACCCAAGUAACAUCAACGGAAGCGACGGGAACUAGAGCGAGUACUAUAACGGACUCGGCCAAAAAUACUUCAACAUCUCGCCAUACCAGCCAAACCAGCCCAACCAACGCCGCAACAACAGUGCCUUCAUUAGAUGGAGUUGGUUCCUCGAGCGCUUCAUCGCAAAAUAAUACCCAGUCGGCAUACUCAGGAGGCCUCCCAAUCAAGCCGGAAGUGACGCCUGCAUUGGGGGUGGGAGGCUUCAUACUUCUUGUUCUUGGAGCAGCGCUUGCCCUUAUUGGAAUUCGGAAACAAUGGGUCUAUAUCUUCCUCUCCACGGCAUUUUGCGCGGCAUUGGGUGUCACAGUGAGUCAUGUAUAUUUGGAUUACAACUGCAUUGUCUUGAUCAUUUAUGUCAUGAAUUCUCCUGUCAGCAAUGGAGUACAAGGGGGGUAUUUGGUUGCUGUGGUCGUCACGGGUGCGAUAUUUGGUGGUGUAGCGCUCGUCUUCAGAGAAAUCACCGAGGGGCUGUGUUGUCUCCUGGGCGGCUUCUGUAUCGGAAUGUGGCUCAUGACCCUCAAGUCCGGAGGCCUGAUCACUGGCGACGGAGCAAAGGCAGGAUUUAUCCUUGCUUUUGCUGGGGGCUUUUAUUGUCUCUCUUGGAGUCACUACACCCGUGCAUAUGGGUCCAUGCUCUGUACCGCCUUUGCUGGUGCUACCGCUCUAGUACUUGGAAUUGACUGCUUCAGUCGAGCUGGAUUGAAGGAGUUCUGGCUCUAUAUCUGGGGUCUGAACAACAACAUGUUCCCCUAUCACACCUACACUUACCCUGUGACAAGAAACAUUCGCGUCGAGAUUGCUGUCAUUAUCAUCAUCACUGCGUUUGGUGUAAUUGGACAGUUGCGAUUGUGGAAGGUUAUCAAGGCUCGCAGGGCGAAAGAGGAAGAUUCCCGCCAAAAAGCCGAGAAAAAGAAAGAAGAAGAUGACGCCGAGGUCGGUCGCCAACUCGAAGCAAACAACCUCCGCGAACGUGCCGAAUGGGAGCAAAUGUAUGGCAACGGGCAGCACAACGGUAAAGAGGCAUCAUUGUCGGAGACCGCAAUUGCCGAUGAUUCAAGAAGAGGAUCAGAUGGCUACGGUUCUUCAACAAAUCCAGAGAAAAUCAACAUCGAAAUGAAGGACAUGGCUACCGCGGAACACGCUGCUGGUCUUUCGGACUCAGAGAAACAUCUCGGAAGGAUUGAUGAGGGAGAACAUCAUGAGGUGCGCAGUCAGCCCGAAAUAGAAUAUCGUGACAUGGUAGGACCAAGACCGGUCACUGCAAUGUCCUUGCCAACGGCUGCUGUGAAGUCACAUCUCCGUGGAGAUAAUGACUCUGAACAUGGGGCUGUUAUUGGCUCCGAGGCUGGCACCCCUAGAGGAUCAAAGCACCUUUCAAGGAAACCAUGGAUGAACAGGCUCUCCUGGCGCAGCGGCAAUAUUCAAAUUCCAGAGCCGCAAUCGGUGUCGCAGGAAGCCUUGAUCGUGUACGAUGAUGCUGCAUCCUCCGUGGCAGGCGUUGUGGACGAUCUGACAAUCGCCUCUGGCCCCCCAAGUAUCGCGUCUGGUAUCCACGAUGAUGGGGAGGGCCAGGAACACAAGAAAGAUAUCUCAAACGAGCAUGCAACAGAGCAGAACGUGCUCUCCGAGGUGGCUUUAGGAAAACUCAACACUCAAGCACGUCAGCCUGCCGCAGCAGUGACUGAAGCAGAUAUCCCAGCUUCCCAUGAAACAGAAGGCGGAAAUGACGACGCUUCUGUCAACGAUGAGAAUAAUCAGGAAAACCAGGAAAACAUUCCGGCAGUGGCGGCUAUUUCGGCAGACAGUCCCGCGGAGGAUCAGGGCGCGAAAGCCGAGAACGCAGAGGAGCAAACCCAGCAGGCUCCAUCAAAAACCCAACCUGAUAUACAAAAGCAAGAAAACCCAAGUGCAGUUGUUGAGAGCGCUGAAUCUAUCGCCGAGGGUAAUGCGUCUGAAAGGGAACCAUUAGGUCCCGUUGAGGCUGAACAAACAGAGGUUGACGAUACUCAUGAUCACCAAUCUAACGUCGACAAAGAUGCCACAGUCGCCGAUUGCGCUUCCCAAAAGAAACCCAUCAAACCUGUCAAGAGGCCAACAUUGGAUAGGUCGACAGUGAAAAAGAUCCCUGAACAGACCUCGAAGGUGGUUCAUGUCUUCCGCACCAAAGAAUGGGCAAAGCAUCUGGCCGAUGCGGAAACCCCAGAGCUUGAGCCCCUGGAGCUUGAAAGCGAGGCCCCAGAAAACUUGGAGAAAACUGAGCAGGUCGCAGCCCCAGUUCAUGUUGAUGGCCUUCUGCAAACAGCCUUCAAUGCCCAACCACCUCCCGCUGUGAUGAGUCCCGAGCUAAGCGCAGCAAGCUUGGAACAAAUCCGGCGACAGUCUGACUUAUCAUUUGCACCUUCUCCAGAGGUGUCUCGGUCAAAGAUACGAAAUAGCCUGCAAAAUCUUUCUGGCAGAUCCCCGCCGCCGAUAGCUCGCAAUGCGUCAACAGGAUCCAUAGUUCCACUACAUGAAGAGCAUGAUGCUGUUGCUCCAAUGCUUCGCAGUGCAUCAACUCCCUUGUUGACUCUCACCUCACCCAACAUCAGCAAAGAGACACCGGAGUCGCCACGCUGGAAUGGCCCACCACCUCUUCUUGCCGUUCGUGAAGACAUGGUGCGCAAUAGAAUGUCUUCCACUUCCCUUCGCCACGAUCCUUGGGCAUCUCGAAACGCUUCACGCCAAUCUCUCGUAGACCCCUUGCAGGCCAUCUCCCCAACAAAAGCUAUCCCUGAAGAACACGAGGAAGACUUUGAAAUCGCCGCACCCAACGAUGAUGACGACGUUCCUCUCUCUAAGCGCAAAAUCAUGCUGCAGCGCCAGACCAUGCAGUCACCAUCCAGCUUGAGCAUCGCAAAUUCGCCCCUGGCGAUGAGCCCCCCGAGCUACGAACGCUCAAGAUCACCCCAAUUCACUCAAGUUGACUCUGAAAGAUCUGCCUCAAGAAUGGCAGCAUGGCGCCAAUCAGUGAAGGAGGACAUGACUCAACGCCGUGACCCUCUUUUCCAUGGCACUUCUCCAGGACCCCCAGGACCAGCCAGCCCCGAACGACCGCGCAGCAGUCUUUGGGGAUCUGUGCAGCAAAUGCGUGAUGCUUCCUCGGCCCACGUCGAUAAAGCCAUUGCAGAUGGCAUGCAGCGAGGAAGUAUGAGCGAUCUUCAUCGUCAAGCAAUGCGACGGAUGCAGGCUUCUGCCAACCGUCAAUUGUAA
Penicillium atrosanguineum is the source of this 3477-nucleotide messenger RNA. RefSeq lists its product as uncharacterized. Bases 1 to 3477 code for a protein of 1158 amino acids. Lineage: Eukaryota; Fungi; Ascomycota; Eurotiomycetes; Eurotiales; Aspergillaceae. The transcript has 4 exons. The record is from RefSeq and is a predicted model, not a curated record.